ACCACCACCAUCUCAUCCAUUCCUUUUCUCUCUCUCUCUCUCUCUCUCUCUCUCUCUCUCUCAAGUGUGUACAGUGUGUGGCGCAACUGUAAACAUAUGAUGCAGAAGCAGAAGCAGUAGCCAUCCCCAAAAACAAGGCCCUGAGGGCUGCCAUUGCCUACCCAAAUAACCUAUCUUUCGUGCUCGGAGCCUUUGCUUCUGGAUGCUAUAAAUCUAGUAAAAGGAAAGCAACUUUGAGAUCAUCUCGCUCUCUCUCCUCCUAGAUUCUCUCUCUUUAACACUGACCAUAAUUUAUUCCUCUGACUUUUCCUUAGGAUUCUCCAUAGCUUCUUUCACCUUUUUGCUCCCACACCCCCUCCUUUUUAACUCCUAGUUUCUUCACUGCCAAUCUCAACACACCACCCUUUAAAUUUGCCAUCUUUCUUUCACCUUUGCAUUCAAAAUCCAAUCUUUCGAUUGGGUUCUUGUUCUUUUCUGCAAAAAAACCAGUUUUUGAAACUAACCCACAAAUCAAAACCCGAUCUUUUUAAUUGGGUUCUUGCUCUUUUCUGCAAAACCCAUUUUCUGCAACUGACCCACAAACACAAUGGAUGACUAUUACAAGAGGAGUGGGCAGAUUCCGGCGUUUGGGGACUGGGAUUAUGCAAACGAACUGCCAAUCACUCAGUAUUUCGAGUGUGCAAGACAAGCUGGUUUGAUCAGAUUCAGCUCUUCCUCCGGCGAGAGUACUGAUCAUAUGCGCCCUGACUUGUAUGCUGUUCCUGUCGAUCACUUCAAGAAGCCUUCUCGCAACGUUGCUCCUCCUCCAAAGGCAACAGGAGGAGGAGGCGGAGGAGGAGGUGGUGGUGGUGGUGGGGUAGGGAGGGAAAAGCGAGGGCAGCGUGCGCAUGUUAUGGAGCAAAAGAGGCAGCAAUCGAAGGGGACAAAAGUCUGUGACGUGACGGAACCGCCAACUAAGCCCUAUCACAGUCAACUCCAUGUUCAACAAACCAAUCGCACUCACCUCCACCACCACAAGAACGACACCGUUUCAAGACCCAAGCCUGUCGACGAAGAUCUCUACAAGAUACCCCCUGAGCUCCUCCACACUACCAAGCGGAAGAAAAUGCUGGGAUUGUUUGCUUGCUUGGUGCCUGCUUGUGCUUCAUGAAGCAAGAGGGGUUUCAAAACUCAUAGGAAUUAGAAUGCCUAGAGACCAGAAAAACUCAAGUGCCUUGGCGAUCUUUAUAUGUGUUGUUUUCUUCAACAUGUGUUAAUUAUUGUUCUUGUAGCUAGCUAAGAUGGAACCAAGCUUAUGAAUGAGUUGAAAAUUAGAUGUUAGUGCCAAAUUGUGACUUCCUUAUUUAAUUUUCCCCUCAUUUGUAACUUUGUUAUCUAUCUAUUUUGUAUUUAAGAAAUGAAAAUUUUCGAAAUGUCCGAGUUUAUCAAACAAA
Messenger RNA from Malus domestica (apple), 1433 nucleotides. RefSeq lists its product as uncharacterized. The record is from RefSeq and is a predicted model, not a curated record. NCBI's taxonomy places the organism in Eukaryota, Viridiplantae, Streptophyta, Magnoliopsida, Rosales, Rosaceae.